UAUAUAUAUCAUCAUCCUUUCAUCAUGUCUGGUCGCGGCAAAGGAGGCAAAGUCAAGGGAAAGUCAAAGUCCCGCAGCAGCAGAGCUGGCCUUCAGUUUCCCGUGGGACGUAUCCACCGUCUGUUGCGCAAGGGCAACUAUGCUGAACGUGUAGGAGCAGGAGCUCCAGUCUACCUGGCUGCAGUCAUGGAGUACUUGGCUGCUGAGGUCCUCGAGUUGGCCGGCAAUGCUGCCCGUGAUAACAAGAAGACCAGGAUCAUCCCCCGUCACUUGCAGCUGGCCAUUCGCAACGAUGAAGAACUCAACAAGUUGCUGUCUGGCGUGACCAUCGCCCAGGGAGGUGUCCUGCCUAACAUCCAGGCAGUUCUCUUGCCCAAGAAGACCGAGAAGAAGAAUAUCAUGGAGAAUCUUACCUGUUGCCUCUUUGAUUUAGGUGUACUCUUCCUCAGAUUUUUCAACUUCACCAUCACUGUUGCUACAACUGGUACAUGGUCACUAUUACAAUCAGCUACCGGAUCUCUAUGA
Molecule: messenger RNA, 525 nt
Organism: Macrobrachium nipponense
Lineage: Eukaryota; Metazoa; Arthropoda; Malacostraca; Decapoda; Palaemonidae
Product: histone H2A-like
Exons: 3
Coding region: 25-525 (166 amino acids)
Biological process (GO): heterochromatin formation
Cellular component (GO): nucleosome; chromatin
Molecular function (GO): structural constituent of chromatin; DNA binding; protein heterodimerization activity
Source: RefSeq, a predicted model, not a curated record